AGCCACAAUGGCAACGUCAUCCGAAGAAGUGUUACUGAUUGUAAAGAAGGUACGUCAGAAGAAGCAGGAUGGAGCUCUCUACCUUAUGGCUGAAAGGAUAGCAUGGGCACCUGAAGGCAAAGACCGAUUCACAGUCAGCCAUAUGUAUGCCGACAUAAAAUGCCAGAAAAUCAGUCCAGAAGGUAAAGCUAAAAUUCAGCUUCAGCUAGUAUUGCAUGCAGGGGACACAACCAACUUUCACUUCUCCAAUGAAAGCACAGCAGUGAAGGAGCGAGAUGCAGUAAAGGAUCUUCUUCAACAACUGUUGCCCAAGUUCAAAAGGAAAGCCAAUAAAGAACUUGAGGAGAAGAACAGAAUGCUGCAAGAAGAUCCUGUUUUGUUUCAGCUCUAUAAAGACCUUGUUGUGAGCCAAGUAAUCAGUGCUGAAGAAUUCUGGGCCAACCGUUUAAGUCUGAAUGCAGGGGAUAAUUCUGCAGCACCUAGUAAGCAGGAUGUGGGCAUUUCUGCAGCAUUUCUGGCUGAUGUACGGCCUCAAACAGAUGGCUGCAAUGGUCUGAGGUAUAACUUGACUUCAGAUAUCAUUGAAUCCAUAUUUCGAACAUAUCCUGCAGUAAAAAUGAAAUAUGCAGAAAAUGUUCCACAUAACAUGACCGAGAGGGAAUUCUGGACGCGAUUUUUUCAGUCUCAUUAUUUCCAUCGGGACAGGCUCAACACAGGCUCAAAGGACCUCUUUGCGGAAUGUGCCAAACUGGAUGAAAAAGGGUUAAAAGCAAUGGUGUCUCAAGGAGUGAAAAACCCUCUGAUAGAUUUAACAGCUUUGGAAGAUAAAACGCUAGAUGAAGGCUAUGGUGUUGCUUCUGUGGCCUCUACAUCAAAUGCCUCAAAAUCCGCUAGAGAAAGUAGCAAUGCUGCCAUUAUAAAACGCUUUAAUCAUCAUAGUGCCAUGGUCCUUGCAGCUGGCCUCAGGAAACAAGAAGCACAAAAUGACCAUUACAGUGAGACCAGCAGUACGGAUGGAAACUCCAGGGAUUCAGAUUUCUUUCAGCCACCAAUGAAAAAGGUGAAGCUGCAGGAGUCCAUUGAAUAUGAAGAUUUAGAAAAGAAUAAUAGCGUUAAAACUAUUGCACUAAACUUAAAGUCUGAUAGGUAUUAUCAUGGUCCAACUCCAAUUCAAUCACAGCAAUAUGCAACCAGUCAGGAUAUAAUUAAUUCUUUUCAUAGUAUUAGGCAAGAAAUGGAAUCAUAUGUACCCAAACUAACUCAGGUUCUUUCAAGUGGUGAUGCUACUAGCACUAUUGCAGUCCUGUCACCUGGAGGAGCACUUAUGCAGGGUGGAACACAGCAAGCCAUAAACCAGAUGGUGCCAAAUGACGUUCAGUCUGAACUAAAACACUUGUAUGUGGCAGUGGGGGAACUGCUACGACACUUCUGGUCCUGCUUUCCUGUUAACACGCCAUUCCUAGAAGAAAAGGUUGUGAAAAUGAGGAGCAACUUGGAAAGAUUUCAGGUUACAAAGCUCUGCCCAUUCCAAGAAAAGAUUCGGAGACAGUAUUUAAGCACAAAUUUGGUAAGUCAUAUAGAAGAGAUGCUGCAGACGGCCUACAAUAAGUUCCAUACGUGGCAGUCCCGGCGUAUGCUGAAGAAGACGUGAAAAUGCAUGCUGUACAGGUUUGAGAGCAAAAUCUGCAAUAGGUAUAGGAGUACAACCUAGCAUAUGUGCAGAUCUUAUAGUUGUUGCAGGAAGACCUGCAAGCUGUGGACUUCUGGAAACGAUGCUAACUGAACUUGCACAUUUUUGAAAAAGAACUGAGAUUAAACUUGAAAACUAGGGAGAAAAACAAGGAAGAACCAAAACAGGAGAGCUGAGGCGCAAAAAUAUUUAAAAGACACUGUUUACUGCAGUUACUCAGGAACUGCUUUUGAUUUGCAUAAAGAGCUGCUUUCAGAAAUAAAAAAUUUAAAGAGGGUGUAUUAAUAAAA
Molecule: messenger RNA, 1980 nt
Organism: Charadrius vociferus (killdeer)
Lineage: Eukaryota; Metazoa; Chordata; Aves; Charadriiformes; Charadriidae
Gene: GTF2H1
Product: general transcription factor IIH, polypeptide 1, 62kDa
Exons: 14
Coding region: 8-1651 (547 amino acids)
Biological process (GO): transcription by RNA polymerase II; nucleotide-excision repair; transcription by RNA polymerase I
Cellular component (GO): transcription factor TFIIH holo complex; transcription factor TFIIH core complex
Source: RefSeq, a predicted model, not a curated record